GCCUCUUAACUCCUGGUGCACCUCUCACCCGCACACUGCGGCUAAGGAGCAAUAAGCAAUUGGAAUACUUGCAGGAUGGGUGACGAUGCAGUGAGAAAGAAAAAUAGAUGUGGGACUGGGAUGGAAAGCUGCAGGGUGGAUGAGGACAGGCAUUUAGCCCAGAUCUGUUUCUUUAAAUUCUUCAGCUGGAAGAAUGGGACGUAUCCAAUGAACAAGAUCCAACUGUGACAGGUGCGUUCUGUGGCAAUAACGCAACACGGACUGUAAAGGAUACUUUCUCCACCCACACAGCAUUGUAUCCUAAGCACAGAUAUGUCCUCUUCAUAUCAGAUCAACAACAGAGAGGACCAGACCGCUGCAUCCUGCACCUCUCCUGAGAAACGGGCUCUCACACUGCGGGGAUCACAGUGGACGCAGCCUGCAUUGGUUCCGGAAAACAAAUUAAUCCUGAGGCUUCCACUAGAACAGCUAAGGAUCAGAAAGGGGCUACGGGGGUCCCCUGGGAUGUAGAGACAAAACAGCCAAUACAAGUAGAGUCUGCCAACAAGAUUAGAGACCAGAUAAGACUCCAUCUGAGUCAUUUCCUAGACUGAGUGUAUGAAUCCUGCUUCUAACAUUGCGAAUAAUGAAGGGGAGGAAAAGCAAAGAAAGGAUACAGCUUCGGCUACAGGGGCAAACAGCUCUAACAAUACAACAAGCAACAAUGAUGGAUGUCCUGGGAAAGACAGCAACCAGCCUCCAGAUGCCCCGCGAAUGAAAUCCAAUCUAAAACUGGUAACUGCAAACAAUGUGGGCUUCUUGGAAACAGACAGAGAUCUACUGAGUCCUGGGGUUUUGGGGAGAGAACCACAAAGCCCAGUGGUCAUCAUUGGAGAAGAUGUUUUUCAAAUAAUAGAUGACUGCCCCCCUCCUCCUGCUCCGUUCCCUCAUCGCUUUGUGACUCUCACAACUGGAAAUAUAAAUGAUCUGUAUGAACUGAAUAUGGAUGACAUACUUGGAGGGGGCCGGUUUGGAGAAGUCCAUGUCUGCAAAGAAAAGUCAAGCGGCCUUCAGCUUGUGGCUAAAGUCAUGAAGUUAGAGAACGAACGAGAUAGGGAGAUGGCUCUGAAUGAGGUGAAUGUAAUGAAUGAGUUGGAUCACCCUAAUCUCAUCCAGAUGUUUGAUGCGGUGGAGACACCCAAUGAGAUCUUCCUCUUGCUGGAAUAUGUGGGGGGAGGAGAGCUGUUUGCGAAGAUUAUUGAUGAGAAUUACCAGCUGAUGGAAGUGGACGCCAUGGUGUUUGUGCGACAGAUCUGUGAAGGUAUCUUCUACAUGCACCAGAUGUAUGUACUGCACCUGGAUCUAAAGCCUGAAAACAUAGUCUGUGUAUCGCCCAUCAGCCACAUGGUGAAAAUCAUAGACUUUGGCCUUGCCCGAAGGUAUAAGCCACAGAACAAACUGAAAGUUUCUUUUGGGACCCCUGAAUUUCUAUCACCAGAAGUCAUCAAUUUUGAUUAUAUUUCUUUCCCAACGGACAUGUGGAGUGUUGGUGUCAUCACAUACAUGAUGGUAAGUGGAUUGUCCCCCUUUCUGGGCGAAAAUGACACAGAGACUCUGAAUAAUGUACUGACUGGCAAAACAGACUUUGAUGAAGAACCUUUUGAGCAGGUUUCAGAAGAAGCCAAAGACUUUAUAUCCAAUCUGGUGGUUAGAGACAAGAGUGGGCGCAUGAGUGCUGCUCAGUGUCUGAAACAUCCCUGGCUCAAUGACCUUGCGAGGAAGGCCAAACUUUGCAACCGACUCUUGAAAUCACAGAUUGAGCUGCGCAAAUACAUGAUGAGGAGACGCUGGAAGAAGAACGUAUUUGCCGUUACCGCAGCAAACAGAUUUUUGAAGAUCAGUAGUUCCAGCUGUCUGACAGCUCUGGCUGAAUGAGGCGCACAUAUGCAAUGGAGAUAACCCAUGAUAUUGUGACAGAUCCCUUGCCUCGUUUGUAUCUCCAGUGUCUGGACAUGCUUUAAGGAUUGCAUAUAUGAAUAUUGUUAAAUUAACAUUGGAAGAGGAUUGCUCUGCUUAUUUUACUCCUAGAUAACCUUGAUUGGCCUGUCACAUUAUGAAGCUGUUCUUAAAAAAUACCUCACAAAAUCCCCCUUUAUGUCCUCCUGCUGAUUGUGACAUUGUAAAAACAUUCUAUGGCAUUUAUAUUCCUCGUUGGACAGGUAUUGGUCCUCUAGAUAGUCUCUGGCUUGUCUGACGUCAGUAAGUUAACAAGCUGAAUCAUAAAUGUCAUCCACGUUUACAGACCUUACAUGUAGUUUGGGAAGUAAUACCAACAAGCAUCUUAAUGGUUGGAUUGAUUGGGCAUGUCUAAACACUUGUAACCUUUUCAAUGAGACAUCCAUAAGUGUUUCAUGUGGCUAGUAUACAAAAGGUGACAGAGGGAGUUAUUUACAAAAAUUAAAAAAUGAUCAGUAACCAAGGCAGCCAACCUCACAUUUACAAUCACUAUCCAAUUUGCAAUCAGUAGGUCAGAGCUAAUUGCUGUUUGAUCACUGCGAGUUAUUAUAUAUAUAUAUAUAUAUAUAUAUAUAUGCACUUUGUAAGUAUAUAACCGCCAUAUGCACUUAUUGAUAAAUGGUAGUAUGUGCCCAAAAGUGUAAGCAACAGAUCAGAGUUCCACUUUUUUUUUUUAACACUGCUGGAAAAAUGGGAAGAAUUUGAUUCAUUGCUCUGCAUUACAGCAUACUGGGCACAUAGCGCUAUUCUUGUAAGCCAUAGUUUUUAUAAAGGACAUAAAUGGUAUCAGAAUGUAAUGAACCUCAGUUCAAUUAAGCCAUAGUUUUUUAAAGGAUUUCCCAUGAAUAUGUGGGACACAAGUGGUAUCCGAAUGUAAUGAACCUCAGUUGAUAGUUUUAAUUAUUACUUUAAAACAAGCCAAUUUGAUGACAUUUAGAGAAUAAAUGGAAAAUAUCAAACAA
This is a messenger RNA of Pseudophryne corroboree (corroboree frog), 2957 nucleotides long. It is a transcript of the gene MYLK2, whose product is annotated as myosin light chain kinase 2. Bases 598 to 1914 code for a protein of 438 amino acids. The record is from RefSeq and is a predicted model, not a curated record. Gene Ontology annotation, biological process: protein phosphorylation. Gene Ontology annotation, molecular function: ATP binding; myosin light chain kinase activity. The transcript has 12 exons. NCBI's taxonomy places the organism in Eukaryota, Metazoa, Chordata, Amphibia, Anura, Myobatrachidae.